Molecule: messenger RNA, 768 nt
Organism: Naegleria gruberi
Lineage: Eukaryota; Heterolobosea; Eutetramitea; Acrasida; Naegleriidae
Exons: 1
Coding region: 1-768 (255 amino acids)
Source: RefSeq, a predicted model, not a curated record
AUGAGUGGACGAGGAGUUGCCUUUGAGGAUGAGGAUCGUGGUGUUGGUAUUGGUACAAAUUCUCUGUUGGAUAAUUAUUCUUCUUCAUCGAUGGGAGUCGGAAAUGAUGAUAAUCAAUUGAUGAAUGAACAACAACAACAACAACAGGAAAAUAAUUAUUCAAAUGUUGGCAAUAACGCGAAAAGUUUUCUAGGCUCUGAUGAAGAUGAUGAUGACGGAUUUUAUGAUAGUUUAUUCUAUGAAGAUAUUGAAUCAAGAUUGUGGGAGAAUGAUUCGUCCUAUCUGAUUGCUGUCUCUCCCAAGAUUUUCGAGAAUAGUCGAAUAAGAAUGAAAGUCAUCUUGGGAUAUAGAGUACAAUCUGUGGUUCAUGCUCUUCCGAGUCCAAACUCUAUGGAUGGCAGUGCAGUGGCUGGUCAUUUGCUUCCCUAUGAUAGAUAUAAUAGAAGGAGACUCUAUCAAUCCUACUAUAAUAGAGAUAGAAUUGAGAGGAUGAGUCCAGAGGAAUUUAAUCAACUUCCCGAAUAUCAACAAAGAAGGAUACUCAAGGAGAGAUUUCUCAAUAAGAGAAUGGAACAGAGAAGAGGAUUGAAGGAUUCACUUAGUGAGAAUAUGUAUGGUCCAUCAUCAUCGUCGAAUGGUAAUUAUUCAAAUUCAUCCCUGGGUAAUUUCAUGUAUUGGGCUACUAGGAAUUUGGAUCAAUUGGGAUGGAAAAGUUUAUUGGGUGUUGUUGCCUUUGUAUUUGGAUUGUAUAGGACUGUUUCACCUUGA